Messenger RNA from Dermacentor albipictus, 1107 nucleotides. The record is from RefSeq and is a predicted model, not a curated record. NCBI's taxonomy places the organism in Eukaryota, Metazoa, Arthropoda, Arachnida, Ixodida, Ixodidae.
CACUGAUCAGAUAUAAAGCGUGCACACGGGAACGCGUGGCUGGCGCCGAGCGCAUUCGCUAGCGCGGUUGGCGGCGCAGACAGAGCAGCGCAUGCGCAGUGGGUCCAAUACCCACACGAGCGCUUCUUUUGUAUAAGUGGUAUCGGUGGACGCAUGCCUGGACGCUCGCCGCAUGCCUGGUCGCCGUCGUAGAGCACGUCUCGUAAGUGGUCAGGGGGCGGGUGCCGCCACCUCAGAUGCAGGCUUGGAGCUCUUGGGUCCUAGCAGCCUCUUCAGCCAGUUGGACGAGCCGGAGCUGGAGCUCAGAGUCCGAGCUGCGCAGCAGGGUCUCUCAGCGAAGCGUUCCUGUGGAAACGGCCUGACUGUUCUCUUAUCGAGCAUGCCAACUAGUCGCACGAUUCUAAUUGCUGGUACAAUGGACGAAGAACUGUACAGGGACUUUGAAGGACUGCGAAUUUUCGACGUGUACCAUGACGAAACUCUUCGCUCUGCAAUGAGGUAUAAACCUCUGGCCGGAGACGUCAUCCUUGCGUCGUACCCGAAGAGCGGCUCCAACUGGGCACAGUUCAUCAUUUGGAACAUAUUGACAAAGGGCAAGCAACCUCAUGAUGUCGGUGAACUCGGUCUGCUAUCUCCGUUCAUUGAAGUAGCUGGAGCUGAAGUGGCUGCACACCCGGCAACGAUUGGCCCCAUAGUCACUCACCUUCCUUAUAGCGUCUUGAAGCCGGUGGACCAGGCAAAGUACGUCUACGUUGCUCGGAAUCCUUACGAUUGCGCCGUCUCCAUGUACCACUUCGUCAAGGGACUCACACCGGCCACAUACACGGAUGUUUCCUUCGAAAAGUUCCUUUCAUUGUUCCUCACCGGAAAGGUAAACCAUUGCUUCGAGCACAUUUCAUUCUUGGGGCAGAAAAAUGUUCGUGGACAUCUCUCGUUACGCGUUAGGAUGCCUACCCACCGAUCAUUAUACUACAUGCACCUUCUGUGCAAUACAAGUGUGAAAAUUUUGAGGAAGGAGCGUUUAAAAGGUACGGGCUUUCUAGUUAUUUUUAGAUAUUGUCUCCUUCUAAGCUUGACUUCGGAAAAAACUAGCUGUGUGUAGCUGGU